Anoplopoma fimbria (sablefish) is the source of this 2277-nucleotide messenger RNA. It is a transcript of the gene fstl3, whose product is annotated as follistatin-like 3 (secreted glycoprotein). The record is from RefSeq and is a predicted model, not a curated record. The transcript is spliced from 5 exons. Lineage: Eukaryota; Metazoa; Chordata; Actinopteri; Perciformes; Anoplopomatidae. Gene Ontology annotation, molecular function: activin binding; protein binding. Bases 192 to 944 code for a protein of 250 amino acids. Gene Ontology annotation, biological process: cell differentiation; regulation of BMP signaling pathway; negative regulation of activin receptor signaling pathway.
UAUUUAUACAGAGGGGGAACGACAUCACUUAUCCACAACACAUUCAUUCACAUAAGAGGGAGAGCUACUUCCACAGUUGUCAGAGUGACCCACUCGGUUUGCCGGAGGAACAUCACUGCUCUUUGCUGAUAUUUGCAAAGAAAAGCUUUCAGAGAAAAAAAUAGAAGCUUUUGUACCAACUAGAGUUCACAAUGAUCUUUUUCAUUCCUGUUUUUGGGGUAAUGCUCACUUUGUAUCAGAUUGGGAAGAAUCCUGCCAGCGCUGGGAUGUGCUGGCUGCAGCAGAGUCAGGACCAAAGGUGUGACAUGGUGCUGAUGAGAGGGGUGACCCGGGAGGAGUGCUGUGCCGGCGGCCGCCUGGACACAGCCUGGUCCAACACCAGCAUGCCCAUGAAUGAGGUCAGCCUGCUGGGCUUCCUGGGAAUCGUGUCCUGUAAACCAUGCAAAGAGACUUGCGACGGAGUGAUAUGCAGCCCUGGGAAGGUUUGCAAAAUGAAGACAGGAAGGCCCCAGUGUGUGUGCUCUCCAGACUGCUCUCACAUUACCCGGAAGCACGCUGUGUGCGGCAGCGACGGGAGGUCAUACAAGGAUGAGUGUUCUGUGCUGAUGGCCCGCUGCAUGGGCCACCCGGACCUGGAGGUCAUGUACCAAGGAGACUGCAAGAAGUCCUGCUCCAACGUGGUGUGUCCUGGUACGCACACCUGCGUGACCGACCAGACCAACAGCGCCCACUGUGUCAUGUGCCGCACAACUCCGUGCCCGAUCCCCAUGCCGUCUGAGCAGGCAAUCUGCGGCAACGACAACAUCACCUACCCCAGCGCCUGCCACCUCCGCCGGGCCACCUGCUUCCUCGGCCACUCCAUAGGGGUCCGCUUCUUCGGCCACUGCAACAGUCCCCCUCGGAAACCACAAGAUUUCGAGGGCAGCGAGGAAAAUGCAGUCUAGGUGGAGAACUCCUGACGCAGUUCCUUGUUUCCGAGAGACGAGCCGGAUCAACAAACAUUUCCAAGUGUCACACCACUAGCUUCCCAUCAUGACCUCUUUUUAUUGUGUUUUUUUUUUUAUUUGGACAAUCACUCCCCCUCCCCUUUGUACACAGAAUGGCGAUACAUUUAGAAGAGAUCUUUGUUGGAAGACAUAAAAUAGUGUAAUUGCUUUAAAAAAGAGCUACUAAAACCCCUGCGAGCAAUUUGCGUUAAUCUUGUGUUAGUUUGGGAAAUUGAGGCAGAUGAACAUGUGUGUGUCUUGAGACAGAAGUAUCUCAUUGGCUCUUUGGGAGAUGUGUGCAUAUUGUAAAUAGAAUACCACUGCUAUUUAUUGGAGAAGGUAUCAAACUCUAUUUAUGUUUUCAUCCUAGUAACAAAUCCAUAUAUCCUUGGGAAAGCUGAUGCAUAAAAUGUAUUUAUUGUGUUUUUUAUGUUUAUUGUGUAUGUACAAUAGCGCUGACCGGUAUUGGCAUUUUACAGCUGUUUUACAUUUUUAACAUUGCCCACAAACAAACAGUUUCCCCCCACAAGCCUCUCUUGUGUGUUUGGAAAGUUGAUACCACUUUAUAUUCUGCCAACGUGGUUUCAGUUCACCACCAACAAGAACAGGACAGCUACAGUUGUUCUGUCUGUACUUAAGCUUUUGUGUGGCGGUGAGGACGGGCUCAGCCUAAACAAACCUGUAUAGUCUCCCUCCUUUCCUCCCUCCCUCCCCCCUUACAUGUUUACUCUGGAUGCUGAACCCAAAAUCUCUGCCACUUGCUGAUGACUACAAUUAACAGUCUGGUUGUGUUAGGAGUCUCACACGACCUCCUCUCUAGAGAGCUUGACUCCGUUUUGUAAAUGCGUUUUUGACGGUUCGUGCAUGUUUCAUUCCGUUGCUGUUUUGCCGUUUUGCUGCUUUAAUCUGAUUUGAAUCUUUCUAAGAACUUACUGGACAGACAAAUGUAAUCACCAUUGUCUGACUGAAAGGAAAAUUUAAUUUGUCUGAGCACGGACCGCAAUUAAGGCCAAUUGAACAUUCCUGAUUACACUGCAAGAGACGAGUUGAUCUGUUCACCUGCCGGUCUGACUUAAAUAGCCAACUUCAAAUGGCCAAAUGAUCCAAUUAAAUCUUUAGACUCAAAGCAGAUGUCUUAUGUAAUUCCCUUAUUAUGGAACAUCUCAAUGACUCUCCUGUAAAUAACAGUCUCAUGUGCACCUACCUGUGUACCUACUGUGAAAUGAUAAAUGCAUCAACAUAUUUUUGUAUUUUUGUACUGCCAUUUCAAAACCAACAUAAAGUUUAAUAA